This is a messenger RNA of Notothenia coriiceps (black rockcod), 1088 nucleotides long. RefSeq names its product coronin-2A-like. Gene Ontology annotation, molecular function: actin filament binding. The transcript has 9 exons. The record is from RefSeq and is a predicted model, not a curated record. NCBI's taxonomy places the organism in Eukaryota, Metazoa, Chordata, Actinopteri, Perciformes, Nototheniidae. The coding region runs from base 59 to 934 and encodes 291 amino acids.
GGUGUCCCGGAGUAAUUCCCACAGAGCGAGUAAGGUGUUGUUCAUCGGAGGACUGAAGAUGCUUCUCUCCACCGGCAGUUCGAUCUGGAACCACCGACAGAUCGUCCUCUGGGACCCCGACGACUUAUCUGAGCCGCUGUACGAAGAAGUUCUGGACGGAUCUGCAGGAGUCCUCUUCCCGUUCUACGAUCCAGACACACACAUGCUCUACCUGGCUGGAAAGGGUGACGGGAACAUCCGGUACUACGAGCUGAGCACGGAGAAACCUUACAUCAGCUUCCUGACAGAGUACCGGUCUCUGCUGCCACAGAAAGGACUCGGCGUGAUGCCAAAGCGCGGACUGGACGUUAGCGCCUGCGAAGUUUUCAGAUUUUACCGUCUGAUCUCCAUCAAAGACUUGGUGGAGCCACUUUCCAUGAUCGUACCGCGGAAAGAGUCUGGUAUUUUCCAAGCGGAUCUGUACCCGAUGACGGCAGGAAACCAGGCGGCCAUGACGGCUCAGGAGUGGCUGUCGGGGAUCAACAGAAGUCCAGUGCUGAUGUCCCUGAAACCUGGGAUAGGAGUUUCCAACCCUUACCCAGAAACCCCUGCAGAGAAGAUGGAUCCACAGAGACCUGAGAAUAAUGACUUUAUGGAAGAGGCCUUCCUGGAGGAGCAGCUCUCAUAUCAGGACGCCAAAUAUCCCCGAAAAGCGAGCGAUCUGUCGGGUUGGCAGCCGGACGAGACGCUGUUGACGAACUUCUUCACGCCGCACUGCUGCGAGCCUGCAGAGAAACCGCCGCCAAACACCGAGAACGAGCUCCUGCAAGCUUUCUACAGACAGCAGGACGAGAUCAGAGGCCUGAAGGACAAACUGAACGAGAAAGAUGUGAGGAUCUCUCAGCUGGAGCUGGACAUCAGAAACACCAGAAACAACCUGAGGGCAACUUUCUGAACCAACAAACAAACAAAUCAACAUUUACAACAAAUAAACUGAAACAGACAUUUUAACCUGGUUAUUAUUUUCCAGCCCUUCUAAGAUAAUAUAUUCUGGCAGUAGCAGUUAAAACAAAGUAUUUCACAUAAUUAGAAAUAAAAAGAAAAUAGAA